AUGGGAAAGAUCCGGGACGCAUCCGCCCCGACCAGAUAUGCGUAUACCGGUUUGACGACGAGCUCUUCACACGGCGUACCAUGCUCGGAAACAAUACCUACCGCGGCCGAUCCCGAGGGUCGAUUCCAGUACCAUGCCGAGAGGCUCACGGCUGCGGCCAUCACACAGACCUACAACUACAUGAUCGUGGGGGGUCUCGAGUACGGGUUACUGACUACCGGCCACCAUGCUUGCACCGCA
Truncatella angustata is the source of this 240-nucleotide messenger RNA. RefSeq lists its product as uncharacterized. NCBI's taxonomy places the organism in Eukaryota, Fungi, Ascomycota, Sordariomycetes, Amphisphaeriales, Sporocadaceae. The transcript has 2 exons. The annotation marks the transcript as partial. The record is from RefSeq and is a predicted model, not a curated record.